Messenger RNA from Momordica charantia (bitter melon), 1399 nucleotides. RefSeq names its product RHOMBOID-like protein 5 (gene RBL5). Gene Ontology annotation, molecular function: serine-type endopeptidase activity. Gene Ontology annotation, cellular component: membrane. Gene Ontology annotation, biological process: proteolysis. The record is from RefSeq and is a predicted model, not a curated record. Lineage: Eukaryota; Viridiplantae; Streptophyta; Magnoliopsida; Cucurbitales; Cucurbitaceae.
GAAAAAGUACCUAACUUAACGAACCACCCACACGCAGCAUAGCCAAUAGCAAGAAUCGUUCGUUGGCUUUUGGCUAUUUCCCCUCUUUCUCUCACUCUAACAACUGGUGCACAAUAGCAUCCCUCCCCUUUCCACGCUAUUGUGCACUGCCUUCGAUCCCCCGUCGCCUCCGCCGCCGCAGCAAUGGGGAAGAAGGUGUCGCCGCAGCCGCCGUAUGACGACAUCGAGUCGAUGUCGUUCGAGGUCCGGAAGCCCCUGUCGAUGCCGCCUCCGCCGAGAUAUUACCCGCCGCCGCCCAAGCCCUGGUUCCCCUGGCUGAUGCCCCUCACAUUUAUCGCCAACAUCGCCAUGUUCGCCUUCACCAUGUACCAGAACAAUUGCCCCGCCGUCACCGGCCCCCGCCGCUGCCUCUUUUACCCCGAACUCGGCCGCUUCUCUUUCCAGCCCUUCCAAGAGAACCCCCUCCUCGGCCCUUCCAUUAAUAUAUUGAAACGAUAUGGAGCACUGGACAGAGAGUCAGUAGUGGAGCAUGGCGAAGGGUGGCGCCUGAUUUCCUGUAUCUGGCUUCAUGCUGGAGUUGUUCAUUUACUUGCCAAUAUGCUCAGCCUUCUCUUUGUAGGAAUUCGACUCGAACAAGAAUUUGGAUUUUUGCGAAUAGGCUUUUUGUAUCUGCUGUCUGGAUUUGGUGGGAGUUUACUGUCAUCUCUGAAUAUCAAUCCAGUAGAAAAUCCAACCAUAUCAGUUGGUGCUUCUGGUGCACUUUUUGGGCUUUUGGGAGCAAUGCUUUCUGAGCUUAUCACAAACUGGACAAUAUAUUCAAAUAAGUGUGCAGCCAUGAUGUCUUUGAUUCUGGUCAUUGCCUUAAACUUGGCAGUCGGGUUUGUGCCUCACGUUGACAACUCCGCGCACAUCGGAGGCUUYGUCUCGGGCUUUCUCCUUGGCUUUGUCCUCCUAAUGCGACCGCAGUUCGGAUACGUUAACCGCAAGUACAUCCCUGCAGGGUCCGACGUGAAACGAACAGCCAAGCACCAAUGUUACCAGUACUUCUUAUUGGUUUUAGCUCUAGGCCUCUUGAUUUUCGGAUAUGCUUCUGGUUUAAGGAGGCUAUACAGUAACAAAACUGCUCCACGAGUAUUUGAAAGUAAUAUUUUCUGAAGGCUACCAUUGGAUUGAAGCAAAAUACUUUGACUUGAUAAAUUGCUUCUCUGGUGCAAGUUGAUGAGGGGAAUGGAGAGAACUUUGUUCUUUUUAAUUUUUUUUCUUUUCUUUUCUUUUCUUUUUUUUUUUCUUUUUAAAGUGUAUACGAUUAAAACCAUUUUAAUGUGAAGUUAAUUUCUUCUCACUCGAAGUAGUAGAAUAAUUGUAUGUAGGAAAGUAUUACCACUUCUUUGUUUACAAG